Molecule: messenger RNA, 991 nt
Organism: Zingiber officinale
Lineage: Eukaryota; Viridiplantae; Streptophyta; Magnoliopsida; Zingiberales; Zingiberaceae
Exons: 4
Coding region: 101-718 (205 amino acids)
Source: RefSeq, a predicted model, not a curated record
AAUCCGAUCCGAAUUUAUGCGACGAAGUGCCAAGAACUGAAGAACACGAGGACCGACGGGAGGAGAGGGCGAACGAGGAAAGGCGACAAUAGGGCGGACGAUGGAAACUUGUGAGAGGGAUUUGAUCGAAGGGAUCGAAUCCAUGGAGGUUGACGAGCGAAGAACGCGCUCGGCCAGGAUCGUCGACCUACUUCGGAGUUUCCUCGGCGUCCAACAGAGGAGGGCCGAAGCUUAUGCCAAGCUUCGAAGUGGUUUUAUGGAUUAUCUGAGCAAUGGAGGAGAGUUGGCCUUCCAGCAGCUCUGCAAGGAGAUAACAGUGGAGUUCAAUGAUUGUUCAAAACAAGUUCUUGAAAUGGAAUCAUUACUUAAGAUGCCAGAUCUAAACCGUGAGGAUCUUGCUGCUCUUCUGAAAGCUGUCCAGGCUCAGGAAAAACAGAAACUGCAUUUUACUGCAAGGAUACAGAUAUUAAAGAAGGCAGGUCGACCAUCUGAACGGCUGGUGAGCCAUGAGAAUUGCAGGUACCAGAGUUCAACCCAACACGAAUGUGUUCAUCUCCAGGAGAUCACUGAAGCUGCUGGAACUGAAGACGCAGAAGCUGAUGCCGCAUAUGACGGUGCACUCAAGGAGGCCAUCUGCGGCAUGCAGGAUACAGUGACAACCAUUAACGAACACUUGGAGGAGGUGCGCUACGAGAUUGAGGCACUUGAAUCAGAAUAGCCACUGACCUCAACGCACAGAUGACUAGUCCUUCGGUAGAACAAAAUUCCAGUUGCCUUCAGUCUUCUUUUAGCGUUGCUUUCUCUUCCCAAAAUAGCAACAGAUACAAGUAAUGUUCAAGUCAGAAAAUGGUCGCUUCUAUUGAUAAUGUGAAGUCGUAGAUGGAAAAAAAAUAUUAUUCUUGAUAAUUUUUUUGCAUGUGCCGGACACUGGAGAUCUGAUUCUCCUUUUUUUGGUGCUUCCUUAAAUCCUUCAGUUCAUUCUUCUGCUUCA